This is a messenger RNA of Daphnia carinata, 1663 nucleotides long. RefSeq names its product translation initiation factor eIF-2B subunit delta-like. NCBI's taxonomy places the organism in Eukaryota, Metazoa, Arthropoda, Branchiopoda, Diplostraca, Daphniidae. The coding region runs from base 107 to 1597 and encodes 496 amino acids. The transcript is spliced from 8 exons. The record is from RefSeq and is a predicted model, not a curated record.
CUUCUCCUACAAGUAGACAUCGAUAUACUUCAAGCGUCGUCUGCUGUACAACUGUUAUGGUUGUAAUAUUUUAUCUCUAAAAAUCUCAGUUUUGAUACUCGAUACUAUGGAAACUGGAAAAAAAGUUAAAUCAGAAGGACCAGAUAAGACCAAGGAAGAGAUCUUGGCUGAGAGAAAGGCCAAAAAAGCAGAGAAAACUGCCAAAAAAUUGCAACCAGCUAAAACCACUGACCAUGGAACAGUGGCAGCACUUUCAGAUCCCAUUCAGAAUGCCAAAGAAACCACAAGUACUGUGAAAGCUGAUGAAACUGCAAAAUCCAAAGCCGAGCUCAAGGCUGAAAGACGUCAAAAGCAAGAAGCUCAGAGGGCUGCAAAAGCAGCUACUGUAACAGAUGGUAAACCGUCUGUGGCUCCUAAAGUUCAGCAAGGAAAGCGAAUUCCAGAUCAGAUACAAGCAGAUAGACCAAGUGUGGAGAAACGGCUAGUCAAAAGAUAUGUUAGCCAAAAAGUUCCACAGCUCCCACCAGCUGAAAGGAAGGUUCAGCUGUUUUCCCAUCUUCAGCAACAGGAACGGACAUUAGAACUUCUUACUAAAGACUUGUCCAUAAACCAGAGCAAAAUUCAUCCUGCGGUCAUCAAACUCGGUUUGCAGUAUGCGAGUGGUAUAAUUUGCGGUAGUAAUGCAAGAGCAGUUGCUUUAUUGGAGGCCUUCAAAAGGGUUAUUUCCGAUUAUUCUACACCGGAACAAAAAGAACUCUCCCGAGACCUAGAAGUGAGCCUGAAACCCUGCAUCAAUUUUUUGAAACAGUGUCGGCCUAUAUCAGUAUCGAUGGGCAAUGUCAUCCGCUUUCUUAAGAGGCACAUAACUAAUAUCUCCUCCGAAUCAAGCGACGUUCAAGCCAAGAAGGAUCUUCACGAGGAAAUCGAUAAAUAUAUCUAUGAGAACGUUAUAUUGGCCGGUAAGACGAUAUGCGAGGAGGCCAGCAAAAAAAUUUCUUCUGGGGAUGUUAUUCUAACUUACGGCUACUCGUCCCUGCUGUUGCAAAUAUUAUAUAAGGCAUUCAAAGAAGAUGAGAAGAAAUUCCGAGUUAUUGUGCUAGAUAGUAAUCCACGGUUCGAAGGACUUCAAUUUCUCCGACGGCUUGUCACUUACAAAAUUCCUUCAGUUUAUAUGCUGAUAUCUGGAGCUUCUUACGUAAUGCCAGAGGUAAACAAAGUCUUCUUGGGAGCCCAUGCCUUAUUAGCGAACGGUAAUGUCAUGUCACGAGUAGGGUCCUCUCAAGUAGCACUUGUAGCGAAAGCUCACAACGUUCCUGUUCUCGUCUGUUGCGAAACGCAUAAAUUUUGCGAUCGUGUUCAAACCGAUUCAUUUGUAAUCAACGAGCUAGGCAAUCCAGACGACCUCGUCGCGGCCGUAAAAGGAAAACCAUCGGUACACUCGGUUGCCAAUUGGAGAGAACUGCAGCAGCUUUCGCUUCUUAACUUGACAUAUGAUGUGAUGCCAGGAGAUCUUGUUACGGCGGUCAUCACAGAAUUAGGAAGUGUUCCGUGUACAUCAGUCCCAGUUGUUUUACGUGUAAAAAACACGGUAAUUUAAACUGGUUUACAUCUUCAUUGUUAAAAUUGUACUGGUGGUGAGAAAAUACAGACUUUUUGCAUCAGA